Messenger RNA from Oncorhynchus masou masou (cherry salmon), 3618 nucleotides. Its product is annotated as thioredoxin-like protein 4B. The record is from RefSeq and is a predicted model, not a curated record. NCBI's taxonomy places the organism in Eukaryota, Metazoa, Chordata, Actinopteri, Salmoniformes, Salmonidae. The coding region runs from base 2633 to 3082 and encodes 149 amino acids. Gene Ontology annotation, biological process: mRNA splicing, via spliceosome. The transcript is spliced from 3 exons. Gene Ontology annotation, cellular component: spliceosomal complex; U4/U6 x U5 tri-snRNP complex; U5 snRNP.
UGCCAUAGACACGGACUGUUCCAGCAUCACUGGUUCUGUUGCCAUAGACACUGACUGUUCCAGCAUCACUGGUUCUGUUGCCAUAGACACUGACUGUUCCAGCAUCACUGGUUCUGUUGCCAUAGACACUGACUGUUCCAGCAUCACUGGUUCUGUUGCCAUAGACACUGACUGUUCCAGCAUCACUUGUUCUGUUGUCAUAGACACUAACUGUUCCAGCACCACUUGAUCUGUUGCCAUAGACACUGACUAAUCCAGCAUCACUUGUUCUGUUGCCAUAGACACUGACUAAUCCAGCACCACUUGUUCUGUUGCCAUAGACACUGACUGAUCCAGCAUGACUUGUUCUGUUGCCAGGGGUUCCAUAGACAUGUAGUGAAACAGCUGAGCUCUGGAAGGUUCUGAUACAGUGGACCUGGGAUACAUGGUUCUGGUAUAUACAGUUGGAAGUUUACAUACACUUAGGUUGGAGUCAUUAAAACAUGUUUUUCAACCACUCCACAAAUUUCUUGUUAACAAACUAUUGUUUUGGCGAGUCGAUUAGGACAUCUACUUUGUGCAGGACACACGCAGUUUUUCCAACAAUUGUUGGCAGACAGAUUAUUUCACUUAUAAUUCACUGUAUCACAAUUCCAGUGGGUCAGAAGUUUACAUACACAAAGUUUAAACAGCUUGAAAAAUCCCAGAAAAUGUCAAGGCUUUAGAAGCUUCUGAUAGGCUAAUUGACAUCAUUUGAGUCAAUUGGAGGUGUAUUUCAAGGCCUACCUUCAAACUCAGUGCCUCUUUGCUUGACAUCAUGGGAAAAUCAAAAGAAAUCAGCCAAGACAUCAGAAAAGAAAAUGUAGACCUCCACAAGUCUGGAUCAUCCUUGGGAGCAAUUUCCAAACGCCUGAAGGUACCAUGUUCAUCUGUACAAACAAUAGUACGCAAGUAUAAACACCAUGGUACCACGCAGCUGUCACACCGCUCAGGAAGGAGACGCGUUCUGUCUCCUAGAGAUGAACGUUACUCGGUGCGAAAAGUGCAAGUCAAUCCCAGAACAACAGCAAAAGACCUUGUGAAGAUGCUGGAGGAAACAGGUACAAAAGUAUCUAUAUCCACAGUAAAACGAGUACUAUAUUGACAUAACCUGAAAGGCCGCUCAGCAAGGAAGAAGCCACUGCUCCAAAACCGCCAUAAAAAAGCCUGACUACGGUUUGCAACUGCACAUGGGGACAAAGAUCGUACUUUUUGGAGAAAUGUCCUCUGGUCUGAUGAAACAAAAAUAGAACUGUUUGGUCAUAAUGACCGUUAUGUUCGGAGGAAAAAUGGAGAGCCUUGCAAGCCAAAGAACACCAUCCCAACCAUGAAGCACGGGGGUGGCAGCAUCAUGUUGUGGGGGUGCUUUGCUGCAGGAGGGACUGUUGCACUUCACAAAAUAGAUGGCAACAUGAGGAAGGAAAAUUAUGUGGAUAUAUUGAAGCAACAUUUCAAGACAUCAGUCAGGAAGUUAAAGCUUGGUCGCAAAUGGGUCUUCCAAAUGAACAAUGACCCCAAGCAUACUUACAAAGUUGUGGCAAAAUGGCUUAAGGACAACAAAGUCAAGGUAUUGGAGUGGCCAUCACAAAGCCCUGACCUCAAUCCCAUAGAAAAUUUGUGGGCAGCACUGAAAAGCGUGUGCGAGCAAGGAGGUCUUCAAACCUGACUCAGUUACACCAGCUCUGUCAGGAGGAAUGGACCAAAAUUCACCCAACUUAUUGUGGGAAGCGUGUGGAAGGCUACCCGAAACGUUUGACCCAAGUUAAACAAUAUAAAGGCCAUGCUACCUGAUAGGUAGUUGAGUGUAUGUAAACUUCUGACCCACUGGGAAUGUGAUGAAAGAAAUAAAAGCUGAAAUAAAUCACUCUCUACUAUUAUUCUGACAUUUCACAUUCUUUAAAAUAAAGUGGUGAUCCUAACUGACCUAAGAAAGUGAAUUUUUACUAGCAUUAAAUGUCAGGAAUUGUGAAAAACGAGUUUAAAUGUAUUUGGCUAAGGUGUAUGUAAACUUCCGACUUCAACUGUAUGUAGAUGAGAUAGAUUGAAUAGAUAUGUAGCACAUAUAGGGUGGUUUCUGGUUCUCUCUUUUGUCUCUCUCCCUUUCUUUAGACACCCCAAUGGUUAACUGUAUAUAAAAACAUGCUCACUUUAAUAUAUAAGUUAAACGUAGUUGUUUUUGUUGAUGGAUUGAGUGUUUUUGUGUGUGUGUUUAUUUGAACAAAAGUGAUCCAAAGCAUGCUUGCUUCGGUACGAAAAACUGUGGUUGUGUCUGAAAUAUUUCAAGCCUACUGCUGACUAAUCAAAUCACAUGUAUUUAUAAAGCCCUUCUUACAUCAGCUGUUAUCUCAAAGUGCUGUACAGAAACCCAGCCUAAAACCCCAAACAGCAAGCUAAAAUGUACUAGCCAUACUACAUACGGAUAUACUAGUAAAACGCAGUAUUAGACGUUAAACAAAUAUCAACAUACUUGGCUCAAACGACAGGAAAGAAGCAGCGGACACUUGCGGCUGUUCGGUCACAGUUUCUGACGGACGUUUUAUGGUGUUACACAACAUACCGGUACGUCCAUUUUCGUUUGUCAAACUGAACACAAUGCUAGCCAGCAGCUAACAAAAUGAGUUUGUUUUUGGCCAAAUUGUCAUGCAAAAGGGACAUAGACGAGGUAAUAAAAACUGUCGCUGAAAAGGUUUUAGUUCUUCGGUUUGGAAGAGAUGAAGACUCGGUCUGCCUGCAGCUUGACGAGAUUCUGUCCAAAACCUCCCACGAUCUGAGUAACAUGGCGUCUAUCUACAUCGUGGAUGUGGACUCAGCUCCCGUCUACACGAGAUACUUCGACAUCAGCUACAUCCCAUCUACCGUCUUCUUCUUCAACGGACAACACAUGAAGGUUGAUUAUGGGUCUCCAGAUCACACCAAGUUUGUGGGCAGUUUUAAGACCAAACAGGACUUCCUGGAUCUGAUCGAGGUGAUCUACAGAGGAGCUAUGAGGGGGAAGAUGAUCGUCAAGAGUCCCAUCGACCCUCAGAACAUCCCCAAGUACGACCUGCUCUACCAUGGGAUCUAACCCUAUCACGACCUGCUCAACCAUGGGAUCUAACCCUAUCACGACCUGCUCAACCAUGGGAUCUAAUCCCAUCACGACCUGCUCAACCAUGGGAUCUAGAUUUCACCACGAUUCCCCACCCUUCAGUGCGGUUUCAAGCACCCUGGCUGCAGAUCUUGUCUGGGGGGCCUUCAGCACGGUUUGAGCGCUCAAGCUGCCGACAAUUCAUGGGAAAAGAAAACGUCUGACCAGCACAGAACGGAUUGGCCCAGCCUGGACAAUUGUGGUAUUGACGUUAUCAAGAGACACCAGACGUAGUGUUUAGUGAAACUGUCCAUAACGUGAGGUUUGAUAUUUCCGAGGGCAAUAGAUCUCUAUAAGAGACACAGGUACAUGUCAGAGUGGACAAUCCUUUAUUUCAUACAAUGAAGACUCGUUGACAGCUGGGCAUUUCUUGUUGCCUCUUGUUUAUAGUGGGAAUGCUGAAUCUAAUUCAUGUUUAGUGACGAGGUCUGACCCCUUUUGAAAUGUGUUAAUAAAUGUGUCACUUCAAAUAA